Molecule: messenger RNA, 3899 nt
Organism: Podarcis muralis (Common wall lizard)
Lineage: Eukaryota; Metazoa; Chordata; Lepidosauria; Squamata; Lacertidae
Gene: TREX1
Product: three prime repair exonuclease 1
Biological process (GO): DNA catabolic process
Cellular component (GO): cytoplasm
Molecular function (GO): nucleic acid binding; 3'-5'-DNA exonuclease activity
Source: RefSeq, a predicted model, not a curated record
GUAUUUUCAGAAGAAUGCUUGUGUUCCUAAAACAUACAAUCCACUUCCUGUCUGUGGCUGCAAUCCUAUAAAUGCUUCACAAGGACAUGAGUUUCGUUAAAGUCAGUGGGUCUUAAUUCUACAUUGACUAGCGUAGGAUUGCACUGUUUGUCAGAAGUGGGAAUGCAUCCCUCCAAGCCUCUCUACUUUGUCCUCAGGACCCCCCAGACCAUGUCCCUCCAUAAGCCCUGCUUUCUACCCUUUUGCCCUUGCUUCAGUUUGUGUGGAACAUGAAUGGUGAUAAUCCUUCUCACUUGCCAGGAUGGGGAGAAAGGUGUGUGCAGAGGGUGUAGUUACCUCUGGCUUUUGCAUGACUGUAUAAAAUAUCCCAUCCCUUGCUCUGCACACUUUUGCAUUCACCCUUUCUGACACUUUUAGCCUUACGUUGUAUACCUGUGAAGGUAUUUCUCACUGCAGAAUCUGCUUUCAGGUGACUGGCUGCAGGUACAUCCUCCUUCCCUGUUUUUAACUCUUAACAGGGCAGGGUCGGAGCCAGGAUUUUCUAGGCUUCUAAAUAGCAUGGAGAGCCUCAGUGAACAGAACAGGCUCCCCUCAGUAGGCAUACAGUAAAGGUAAAGAACCCCUAACAGUUAAGUCCAGUCGCAGACGACUCUGGGGUUGCAGCGCUCAUCUUGCUUUACAGGCCGAGGGAGCCGGCGUUUGUCCGCAGACAGUUUUUCCGGGUCAUGUGGCCAGCAUGACUAAGACGCUUCUGGCGUAACGGAACACCGAAACUAGAGCUCUGCUCUCCAUCACAGAGUUCUAAGCACAUAGGGAUUAGAAUGCCAGAGUCCUGCUUCUGCCAUGCAGUGAUCUCAUCUUGCACUUUUAAAUUUAUACACCCAAUCUCCUAGAAGUACCUUGCCCCACUUUGCCUAGAUCUCUUUCAUAAACUCCACUAGAAAUGCAGCAGUAUCUUCCUUCAGCUUCUCAUACUUCCCGAGUGCCUGGUUCUAAUAUUUCUGCCUUUAACUGAAAUAAAUCUUUAAAGUAUUGCAUUACAAGAGGGAGCCACCCUCAUUCUUGAUGAGUUUCAAAGGACUAGUAGUGCUGUUCACAGUAAGAAUUGUCUAGCUGUAAGGGAAAAAAGUCUCUGGGAAUUAUAGAAGUGUAUUGAGUUACCUGUCUAGGAAUUAUGCUACGUCAGGGACUGAGUCACUAAAAACAAGCCCUCACAUGUGUAUUUAAUAACAUCUGUGCUUCCAAUAUUUAGUAGUGAAAUCAGUUUUAAAGUUGUGUAAGCAUGUUACAGCAGAAUCAAUUUAAUUAGUGUUUUAAAUGCUUUUGCUUGCAGUUGGUGACAUCAAACCCAUAGGAUUGCAACUUUGAGAACAGGUUCUUGUUUUGUUGAUACGAUGUCCGUAUUAUGAUGUCUGAUUUUCCUAGUAGUAGUUCUAAAGCUCUAGCUACUGAACAGAAACAAAUAUGCUCCUGUGAGAUGUGAGGACAGAGAAAUGCAUAGUGUUAAUCUUUAUAUAAAUAAAUGGGAGCUAAAUACUUAACCUAAUGCAUAUGAAAAAUGACAGCACUGUAUAUAUUAUAGCCAUAAUGAAACUAAUUGACCAAUACGUUGAUAAUAUUUUAAAUGUGGAACAGGAGCAAACCAAUCCCAUAUCUGUCUCCUGUUAUCCUUUUCCUAUUAGCAUGAGCCACAAUCGACUAAAAAGUGGUCUCAGUGUCAUUUUGGAUGCUUCUUAGCUGGUGCCUGCUGCUUAGGAAGUUUGGGCAGUUUCUACAAUUGUUCUCUUAUUACUCUACCAUGAAUGUAAGCUAGCCCCUUUUGUUAUCUGUAUAAACUUGUCUGUGGCUAGUUAUUUUGUCUGUGUAUUUGAGAACAACCUACUUGCUUUCCUCUUGCAGUUUGUUUCCAAAGAAGUCAGUCCAGCGACAGUUAUUGUUGAUCCUCUUUUUCAAGCCAAAACAGAUUACAAACAGUACGGUAUCCGGGCAAAGCUAGAUGCUGCAGUAACAUGCACAGAUUUAAACAUGGUUUAAAGUUAAACCACGAGCUCCAAAGCUUUGUGAGAUACUGAUUUGCCAGGACUGUGGCCAGGGAGGAGCUGAGCUUGAGCUUUCGGUUUCAUCCGGAACUUUGGGAGCGGCUUUCCAAUGCCUAAUGGCGGAUUAAAAUAAAAUAAAAUAAAAAUCUUAAAGGGGUGAAGGAGGCGCUGGACGGGAGAGAAGGUCUCCAUCGCGGAAGGCUGCCUGCGCGCCAUUCUACUCCAACCUGAGAAUGUGGCCAACAUCUGUGACUCCCUCCAAACCCAUUGAGACAUUUGUUUUUAUGGACCUGGAAGCAACAGGCUUACCACCCUCACAGCCUAAAAUUGCAGAAAUGUGCCUGUUUGCUGUGUCUAGACAUUCCUUGGAGAAUCCUCAAUACAGCAACCCUCGCCCAAAACCACUACCUCUCUUACCACGGUUAGCAGAUAAGCUGUCGGUUUGCAUUAAUCCAGACAAGCUGUUCACCCCGGCAGCAAGUUCCAUUACAGGACUGACGAAUGAAGCGUUUGCCAUGAACAGAAAGCAAACCUUUAACUUGCAUCUUUUGCACAUGAUUGUGGCCUUCUUCAGACGGCAGCACCCACCAAUCUGUUUGGUAGCACACAACGGCUAUGGUUAUGAUUUUCCUUUGCUGAAAGCUGAACUCUCUGCGCUGGGUCACUUAGCCCUUGACGAAAUCUAUUGUGCAGAUACUAUUAAAGCCAUGAAAGCCUUGGACAGCGAGAACAACCAGCUUCAGCAGUUUGCAUACCAACCUAGUGCACCUGGCAGCAGGAAAAAAUAUGCUCUUCGAGACUUGUAUUUUAAAUUCUACAGAGAAUAUCCUCCGAACAGUCACAAUGCAGAAGGAGAUGUCAUUGCGCUAAUAAACAUCUUUCAACAACGUGCCAGCGAUCUUAUGUGCUGGAUGGAUUCAAAUGCAAUUCCAUUUAAUUCCAUUAGAGCCAUGUACAAGGAAAAUGAGAGAUACGCUUCCUUUUCAAAAACACCUGGAAACAUUCAACCACCCCACUCCAGUCACUUACAGAUGCAGUCGCGGCAAAGGGUAGCAGCAUCUACUUCACGCUGGCCUUUUCCAGAAGGUGGUGAACCAGCAGAUAAUAAUUAUAUUCCACUAAGCCAUAGAAGUGCUGAUAAAUAUUUCAUAAUUCCUGACGAAAUUAAGAGUGUUCAGGGUAUUUUGAUUCUGUUUCUUGGGCUAGUAGUCAUGUGGGUUGCAGUUAAAUACCCUGUUUAAUUUAAGAAUAUGCAUUGGAUUUUGUAUAUUAUAAGUUGCAAGCUGCAAAAAUGUGUUUCCACCAGCUCUGGUUCUUAUUUUCUCCCUCCAUUUAGAUCUUCUAUAACCCCUAUUUUAGAAAAGGGGCAUUGGUUUCCAGUUUGUUUCUCGGCCCAAUUCAAAGUGCUCACACUGGUCUUUAAAGCCUCAAAUGAUUCAGGUUCUAAAUAUCUGCCUCCUUUUGUACCGAGCCUCUUGUGUGCUGAGAUCAGCAGAGAAGGUCCUCUUGGUAGUUCCUCUGCCCUUAGAGGUUCAGGGAAGGCAUUCUUUGUGGUGGCCCCUAAGCUGUGGAACUCCCUUCGCACAGAGAUGCUUCCGGCACUUUCAUUUUACUGUUUUUGGAGAAUGCUGAGGUUUGAGGUUUAUGUUCUUAGGAUGCACUUUAUUUUUAUGGCUAUUGUUUUAAACUGUUUUUAAUACUAUGUUUCAACGCUGUAACCUGCUCUGGGAUCUUAGGGUAAAGGGUGGAUAAUAAAUUAAUAUUAUUUUGGUGAUUCUUGCUGUUAUUAUUUUGUUGGUGUCUUCAAGGGCUGUGAUUUUUUUCCUCUUUUUUUUACAAGCCAUUCUGCACAAUGUAAAA